This is a messenger RNA of Parnassius apollo (apollo), 492 nucleotides long. The record is from the annotation of a GenBank genome assembly. Lineage: Eukaryota; Metazoa; Arthropoda; Insecta; Lepidoptera; Papilionidae.
AUGAAAAAUCAAUUAGACACUGAUUUUAGUUCAGGAUCGGAUGAAUUAUACGCCCCACCUGAAAGUGAGAAUGACAGAGAGGUACAAGCAGAUGAUUGUGUUGGAUCAGUCAUUGAAAUUUCAAUUCAAGAUGGCCUGGUGGCUAAUGUAACGUCACAACAACAGUCGCAAUCGAUAUCGGACACAGACAAAAAUAUUCCAGAUCAAGAACAACCAAAACCAAGAAAACGUAAAGGUCAAGUUAACACGAAUGCGUGGAAGAGAUUUAAAAAUGCUAAGUUAAGAUUAGAGGGAAAGUCUUAUGUUGGGUUUGGAAAACAGAAAAGUGGUAAAUACAAGCAAAAUAAAAUAAAAGAAGUUAAAUGCUUAGGUCCAAGAUGUAAUGGGCAUCCACAGCCGACAACAGUUAAAGGAGGCCCAAAACAAGAUUUCAAAUAUACGAUCAGUGAGGAUCUCACAUUCACACUUGAAUCUGUCAUCUUGGGAGGCUAA